Molecule: messenger RNA, 2124 nt
Organism: Sapajus apella (tufted capuchin)
Lineage: Eukaryota; Metazoa; Chordata; Mammalia; Primates; Cebidae
Gene: ZCCHC18
Product: zinc finger CCHC-type containing 18
Cellular component (GO): nucleus
Source: RefSeq, a predicted model, not a curated record
CCCCUGCAGAGCUACGGGGACCGGAAGGCGUUGAAACAGAGCUGUCGACGCGGGAGCACAGGCUGCCCACCAGUGAAGCGCAGAUCACCAAAGCCGAAUCCGAACUUGAAUUCUGUGCGGCUGAUUGCACAGAGCUGUCUUGAGGCCCUGAGGACUGGGAUCUGCGACCCCCAGUGAACAAAAGUCGGCCGUACCCCAGAGGCUAAUUUUCUCGUGGCAGGCACCUGUUGAGAGGCUGCAAGUAAAAUAAAGGCGAACGCUAGUUUCUGAGCUCACUCCCUCCUGAAAUACAAAGCAGGCAAAGCCCAGGAUCGUUGCUCUGGAGAAUCCUGCAGAUAAGGCUUUUCCAAAAAGUGCAAGCAUCUUAUAUUCAGAUACCUUGUCGUUGUCACUCAUGGCUAGCAUCAUUGCACAUGUGGGUAACAGCCGGAGGCAGAAUGCACCUUUGCCACCUUGGGCCCAUUCCAUGUUGAGGUCUCUGGAGAGGAGUCUCGGUCCUUUAAUGGUCAACAUGGCAGAGAGAAACAUGAAGUUGUUCGCGGGGAGGGUAGUGCCAGCCCACGGGAAAGAAAUCUUUGAAAACUGGCUGAGCCAAGUCAAUGGGGUCCUACCAGAUUGGAGUACGUCUGAGGAGGAAAAACUCAAGCGCCUGAUGAAAACCCUCAGGGGCCCUGCCCGGGAGGUCGUGCGUUUGCUUCAGGCUGCCAACCCCAACCUAAGUGUAGCAGAUUUCUUGCGGGCCAUGAAAUUGGUGUUUGGGGAGUCUGAAAGCAGUGUGACUGCCCAUGGUAAAUUUGUUAACACCCUGCAGGCACAAGGGGAGAAAGCCUCUCUUUAUGUGAUCCGUUUAGAGGUGCAGCUCCAGAAUGCUAUUCAGGCAGGCAUCCUAGCUGAGAAAGAUGCAAACCAGACUCGCUUGAAACAGCUUCUUUUAGGCGCUGAGCUGAAUAAAGACCUGCGCUUCAGGCUUAAGCAUCUUCUCAGGAUGUAUGCAAAUGAGCAGGAGCGGCUUCCCAAUUUCCUGGAGUUAAUCAAGAUGAUAAGGGAGGAGGAGGAGGAUUGAGAUGAUGCGUUUAUUAGACAGAAGCGGCCGAAAAGGUCUGAGCCAAUAAUGGAGAGGUCAGCCAGCCCUGUGGCAUUUCAGGACCCCCAGCCAUUAGCAAUCAGCAGUGCUGACUGUAACUGCAAGGUGAUUGAAAUAGAUGAUACCCUUGAUGACUCCAAUGAGGAUGUGGUCCUGGUGGAGUCUCCCGACCCUCUACUGACACCCACAAGUGCCCCUCCCUUCAGAGGAAGAGCCAGACCUCUGGAUCAAGUGCUGGUCAUUGAUUUCCCCAACAAUUCUGGGGCUCAGUCUCUUUCUACCAGUGGUGGUUCCGGAUAUAAGGAUGGUCCUGGGAAUAUUCAUAGAGUCAGGAAGCGAAAAUACACAAUCCGCUGCUCAUAUUGUGGUAAAGAGGGCCACUCAAAAGAAACCUGUGACAAUGAGAGCAACAAGGCCCUUUUUGAGAAUCUGAUCAUCACCCCGAAGGAGCUGACACAUACAGAGGAGAGGUCAAAAGAGGUCCCUGGAGAGCACAGUGAUGCUUCUGAGCCACAGUAAGGAUCUAGACCCAGACCUAAAAAAAUCCUUAACUGUUUUCAGAGUCUGGUGUUGGGAAUAACGGGAGUGCAGGGUGGGUUUCUAACUGCAUGAAUUAAUCCACAAAGCAGCUUUCCUUUGGGAAGGAGAAGAGGUCUUGCUUACUAGCACAAUGGAGGAAAAUGAUGUGACUUCUGUUCCUGCUCCCUUCUCUGCCAGCUUAAGGGUCUAUUCUUCAUGUGUCUAUUUAUUUGGUGACUUUAUGCUUUUUAUGAUAGGAGCAUCUCUUCAUUAAAUCUUCAAAAAUAAAGGAAGAUACAAAAACUAAAUUACAAAUUACCUGAAACUCUGCACCCUUUUGUAACCAUUGUCAGCCCUUUGGUGAAUGUUCUUCCAGACAUCUCCCUGUACCUGUAUACCCAGAUAGAUAUAUGUAUAAGUAAAGGUGAUCAAAUAUAAUUGCUGUUCUAUACUGUGUAUUUUUUUCACCAAAUAAUAUAUCUUGUGGACUUCUAUGUCCAUUAAUAUAUAUAAACAUCUAA